Pogona vitticeps (central bearded dragon) is the source of this 4259-nucleotide messenger RNA. The record is from RefSeq and is a predicted model, not a curated record. NCBI's taxonomy places the organism in Eukaryota, Metazoa, Chordata, Lepidosauria, Squamata, Agamidae.
AGGGCGCUCCCUUAGUUGCAAUCCUCCAUAUUAAAAAAAAACACACACACUACACAACUGAAAGAACUAUAUUAUUUUCUUCCGAUGUUGAACCGCCUUUUCCCCUUCUGUUCUUCCCCCACCCUUCCCUUUUUGUCAAACGGAGAACAGGAAAAAGAAGACAAAGAGAAAGGAAGCAGGAGAAUGGUAGGGAGACACUUAGCAGGGAGAAAGAAUGGAUAGGCAGGGGCUGAAAUAAAAGAGAAACGGAGAGAGAAAAGGAAAAAAAAAUAUUGACAGAGCAACGGACAGAGGACGGCUGCUUGAUGGAGAAGCAGGCAUGGAUUGAUGGAUGGAUGACAGAAGUGACGCAGCUGAUCUUAGCAGCCCUGUGACUCUUGUGGUCAGCCAGAACAGAUAAAGAAGGGCAGAGGAAACAGGGAAAGAAAGAAAGAAAGAAAGAAAGAAAGAAAGAAAGAAAGAAAGAAAGAAAGAAAGAAAGAAAGAAAGAAAGAAAGAGAAAGACAUGGGAUAAAAGAACAAGACAGCAUAAAAAAAGACAGGAGAGUGUUCCAACUUUAGACAGCUGUCCGGUUUGUUCCCUGCUCAUUUCAUUUGCUGCCAUCCAAAGUCAUUCCCUGAUGUCGGGACGAGCCGUGCGGGCCGAGACAAGGAGCCGGGCAAAAGAUGACAUCAAAAAAGUGAUGGCAGCCAUCGAACAUGUCCGCAGAUGGGAAAAGCGGUGGGUGACUGUGGGAGAUACAUCUCUACGCAUCUACAAGUGGGUACCGAUUGUGGAUCCCCGGGAUGAGGAGAAGAGGAGACUAGCAGGCAACAGUGAUCAGAGGAUGAAAGAGAGACGAUCUCAGAUUCCCAGUCCCCGGAGCAAUGCUGCUUUGCUCAUGUUGGACCUCAAUGAUGAGAACAGUAACCAGAGCUCUCUUUCGGAAACCUCUCUGCUGAAAGGGGGAGACACGAGCCCCAGCCCGACCCCGGACCGCAGCCAGACUGUAACCCCGACUCCCUUAGGAGAGCUGAAGGUGGAGGACUCACAGCCCCCUUUGUUAGGACAGGAAGGAGAUUCUGGGGGGCUGCUUCUGGAGGGACAAGAUGAGCCCCCCAUGCUUACCAAAGAAGAACUCAACCCCAAGGCAUCAGAUCCCCAGGUGGUGGAGGCAUCGGGUCCAGCAGAGUUCACAAAGGCCCUUGAGGAGUCCCCACCGGAGACAGAAGAGUCAUCAUCAUCUGAGGCUCCCCCACUGAAACGUAUCCGCGCUGAGACCCAAGGUUCAGAGUCCAGCCGGCCCUCAGAAGCUUAAGCUCCGGCCUGCUUCUGAACUUCCCACCUCUUUUGAUGGGUGUUCGGAUGUGCGUGGGGAGGGGGGACCUUACCAAGGAAAAAUAUAUUCACGUCUUGUCAAGCUAAAAUAUGGUGCAAGCUAACUCACUCACCUGUUCUCUUCUCCAGGAAUGGUCACCAAUUUCAUUAUACUUGCUCCCCCUGGUGGGCUUAUCAUGUAAAACAGUGACUAUUGUCAGCAAGUAAACACUGUGGAGUGCUUGCCUGCCCAGAAGGGCUGUGUUUCUUCACAAGCAGCAGUCAUGUUAAGACGGUGUGUGAAUGACCUACAGUAUUAAAAGGAAAUGUGGUGGUAGAGGAUGGUACACUCAGAGAUGUGUGGGAGGAAUAGUGAUGAAAGAGGAAUUUUACAGGGGAAAAUUAUUAAGUCACAAGGAAUUACACUUGAGUGGGAGAGGCAGUGGCCCAAUUGUCAGAGGGACAAAGAACAAAAGGGGUGGUUUGAAAACUCAUGCCAAGGAAGUCAAAUUCUUCCCAGGUUUCAUCUCGUAACCUCGCUCUGGGAGCGAAAGGAUAUGCAACGGUUUAAAAGCUCCAAGCCCUCAUGUAAGUCUGCAUCUACCUAAGUCCAAAUGUUGUCAUCUGGAAACUCGCAUUCUGCAAAGACAUCCAAAUAUGCACAUUAAGCGUAUUUUGCUUGGUUUUGCAUAACUGUAUUGUUUCUUUGAUUUAGAGGAGAUCAUGGAGAUGUUCCGGAGGAUUUUUUUCCCAGAAAUGUGAGAACGAGAAAGCUAUUGUUUAAAAAUAACCAAACUCAGUGUCUUGUGAUGUAAAUCUCACACUCGGCUGCAGACAUACAGGGUAUGUGGCAACCACUUAAAACUGUUUUUGAAGGUCAAGCCUGUACUGAAAUUGUAGACUUCAUCUCUAAAUCCUUUUUGUCCAGAAAUGGAGAUCUCCUUUUCAGUUGUUUGUUCAAAACGGGAAAAAUAUUUCUCUAGAAAUGUUUACUGUACAGUUGUUGUUGUUGUUUUUUGGCAUUCCACUCCUUAGAACUGAAAUGUUCUGGAGUAAAGACCUGGUAGAUUUCUAGCUGAUCCUCUUCAAGGAAUCUCAGACGCCACAGAAAGGAAGGAAGUCUCAAAUGUAGAAGUGGGAACUGGAGGUUUCCGAGUCUUUGAUUGAACUCUGUUUCUGGCAAAAUUUGGGUAAGUUUACCUUUUGGGCUGCAACUCUCAGAAUUCCCCAGUUUGGAGAAUUUUGGGAACUAUGGUCCAAAACACACACAUAUGUUUUCCAACGCUUUGGUCUUGGGAACAGAGGCACAGAUUCAGUGCGUUAUUGGGAGGAUAUUGUUUGUCAGUAUUCCCAGCUUCUGUGCCCAGAGCUGGCUAGAGGAUUUGUGAAAAGCAAGAGGUAUUGGUUCGAACCUGUGUUUGGAGAGCAGGAAUCUGGCAGAUUAUGGAGGCAGGCUAGCUAGAGAAUGAGUCUACAUUGUGAGUUUUUGUGGUAUGUAUAUAUAUAUAUUAGAGAGCCUGCUCUGAGAGCAAGUGUGACCUGGGUCUGUGAUUCCAAAGAAUCGUGCUUUAAACAAUAUGGGUCAAAUCCUGGUUGAGAUAUGCAUCACUGGGUGGUGGAAGCAGACUUCCUUGCUGCUUUUUCCCGUGGCAAUCUUUUUUGAUGUGCACAGUAACUAAGCUUUGAAAACCUUUAUUAAUUUGGCCCCUUGGAAAAAAAAUGUUGCUCUCAUGGUCAGCCCCUUCUCCCACUUUAACAAGAAUGUGGAUAGCAAUGUUUGACUGACCCAUGUCACCAAACACAUCUGGGUACAGCUAACCCAGUUUGCUCCCUGUUUACCUUCUCAAGUCUAAACCAUGAUCAGUCUAACCAUGAUCAGUCUUCUCAGUGCAAUGCAGGUUUCAAGCGGUUGAUCUCACUAGAACCUCUGAAUUAGAAAUCAGAUUCAAAUUAGCUUUCAAGCAGAACAUGAGGAAAGAAAAGGAAACCAGCAGUUAUGCUGGGGUAGGUAUCUGGGGUUGGCUAAAGUUUGAGACACCACAAAAAAAAACACUGAAAAUGGUCAUUGAAGAAUCUUACGCUAGUCUUCCAUGGGACCUGUUCCUUGGUUAAGUGAAUAUAGGAUUGUAACCUUAAUUGUCAUAGUUUGUUACAAGGAGAGAACUCUUAACUAUCCUAAGCUAAUACAGUACUCACAUGCAAGCAGAACUUUAACGUGGUUCCGGAACACAUACAAAGUACAAAUCAGAUAGCAAGACAGCAGACAAGCACAGCAUUAGGGAGGCUAGGCAAAAUAAAGCAAACUUAAUAAGGAACGCAAAACCAGACCAAAAGCAAAUAAAAAUGUCUCUGUAUUCUCACUCUCAUGUCUGGUGAAGUGGACAUGUUCCACAAAAGGUCACAUUAAAAGAUAGCAGUUGGUUUUUAAGAUGUCACACAAUGCCUUUAUCUUCUUUAAUUCUAUAUUUUUUUUUGCUUUGGUUUGGUUUUGUGUUCCCUGUUGAUAAAACUUUGAAAACUACAGUUUUGUUAAAAUAGCUUGGACCAGGAGUGAGUUAUGGCCUUGUAAAUUUAUUCUCACGGAGAUAAGACACAGAUGGCAUGGCCUUCCAAUUAAUAGGCAUUUUCUCCCCUCUCUUUCAGCCUGCUCAAUCUAGGCACAAACUAACCGGCUUGUGUUUCAAAGAGUAUCUUAAUUGUCACCCCCCAUUUUCGAGUUUCUUAACAGAAAUAGAUACAGUACUUCAUUUUGGCUGGGACUUGGGAAUGAGGCCAGGAAAUAGUGUGCGUGUUGGAGGUGCGGAGAGGACUUGAAAUCUAGGGAUUUGGAAUUGUUUUGGAAUACAGCUUUCCAUUUUGAGGCUCUGAAAUCAAGUUCUGUAACUUCCAAGCAUGGCAGAAUUCUGUCAUGUUUGAAAGAUAGGACACGGCGGUUUUGUAAAUGCAUUUUAUGCAAGAUAAA